This is a messenger RNA of Dichotomopilus funicola, 1125 nucleotides long. RefSeq lists its product as uncharacterized. The transcript has a single exon. Bases 1 to 1125 code for a protein of 374 amino acids. Lineage: Eukaryota; Fungi; Ascomycota; Sordariomycetes; Sordariales; Chaetomiaceae. The record is from RefSeq and is a predicted model, not a curated record.
AUGCCGGGCCCAGCUCCCACUCCGUACUACAACGGUCCCAUUACCCCAACCGACUGUCUAUUCAUCACGUUCCUCUACGCCAUCCGCCAUGCCGCCACCACCGGCGUGAAAUUGUGCGCCCGUUGCGAAGUCCUAGUGAUCCGGCGGUUUCACUUCGAGUACCGCAAAAUCCGACCGGAUUUGCACAUUACCCCGGAGCAAGCGGCUAAGGAGAGGUUCUCCGUCGGCGAGUACACCCGCGGGUACGGCACCAUGCACCAGGAGCUUUUGCCCAUGGCAAAGGCCAGAAAUCUGACCGUCAACCAGUAUCUUCUCUACCACUUCUGGCUGCCCGUUCUCCGACCCACCAUCUACUAUCUCGAUUCGGCGGGCGUGCAGCGCGCAGAACGUGGACCCCCGAAUGAGAACCGCAGGUCCGCUGUCGAUGUGGGGCUCUCUGACUGCUGGGUCAAGGUCUGGAUGGCUUGCCACGGCCGGUACACUAUCCAGGACCUCCGCCGCGGCCGGCCCUAUGCCGAUCCUUUCCGGGGCGACCUCUACCCGGACAAAGAGUGGUUCGUACCGUCCUCGUUUGAGAAGCUCUACCAUAACUGGAUGUCACUCCUGAGAUUGCCGAGUCUGGUCCAGAACUGCACCUGCCCAGACCGAGUGUUCGUGACGGGGGAUCCGCCGCUGCCAUGGACGCCGGGGGAGAGGAACCAGAAUUUUAGCGACAACCGUACCUCCUUCCGGACAUUCCUAGACAAAUACACGGACAAUCAGAUCUUGGAUGUUUACAAGAAAUUUUGCGCUCCGUAUCUGGAGCGAGGCGCGCACAGAAUCGACCAAAUCAAGCCAAUGACCAUGUUAUGGAGGGAGCAACACCCCGGGUUCCUGUCAGGUCUUUAUGACUUGGAGGCCGGGGUGGGGGCCAUCCAGGCUGCAUCUAACGUGCAGGGCCCGAGGCCCCAGGCAGUCCAGAACAACCCAGGAGGCCAGGUAAAUCAAGGCGCUCUACAGCAACAGAACAACACUCCCCAGGCUGAGCCGAGCUAUACUCUCGCCGAGAUAGAGGCUGCUAAUUCACUGAUGUUGAUGAGUCAACGGUGGAAUAACGGCACUGGCGAUGCUGAGGGCCAGGAGUAG